Molecule: messenger RNA, 2831 nt
Organism: Chenopodium quinoa (quinoa)
Lineage: Eukaryota; Viridiplantae; Streptophyta; Magnoliopsida; Caryophyllales; Amaranthaceae
Exons: 6
Coding region: 590-2140 (516 amino acids)
Source: RefSeq, a predicted model, not a curated record
UUGUAGCAAGUAUAUUUUAGUCGGGAUUCCUCUCAUCAUGGAGUACAUUUGUACAUACUAGUAUGUGAAAUUUUUUAAAUUUAAAAACAAUGACCUAAAUUUUUUUAACAAAAUUAAAACAACCGCCUUAAAUAAAAAAAAAUAGCCGCCUAAAAUAAAAAGUUCCCACUAAAUUAUACCUACACUCUUACGUUCCCUCUAGUCUGACAAAAAAAAAACAAAAAAAAAAAAAAAAAGGGAAAAACCUAAAACAUAAGCAGAAGUUCCUUCAACCUUCAAAAUUUCUUUUUCUACCUUAAGUUUUAUUUUUUUCUUCACCUAUUGAAGUUAUUGUUGGCCACCGCUCAAUUUAAUCUUUCAAUUGUUCAAUCAUUGAUGCUGGGAUUCCUUAAUUGCGGUUAGUUUCAAUUGCUGCAAUUCGGGUAUUAUUAUUUAUUCAGUGGAAAGGACUUUCAGGAAUCAGAGACAAGGAAAAAGUGCACCAGGAAAUAAUAUUGAUGUAUACUUACAACCUUUAGUUGAAGAGCUAAAGCAACUGUGGGAAUUCGGGGCUAAGACUUAUGAUGCAUCAAAAAAUGAAUAUUUUCCUAUGCAUGCAGCUCUCUUAUGGACCAUCAACGAUUUUCCAGCUUAUGCUAACUUAUCUGGGUGGUCUACUAAGGGCUAUAAGGCUUGUCCCCGUUGUUUGAAUGAAACCUCUUCAACUAGAUUACCUAAUUGUGGUAAGUGUUGUUAUAUGGAUCAUCGUUGCUUUUUACCUGCUGAUCACAAAUGGAGACACAAUAAGUCUUUUAAUGGUAAAGUUGAAACAAGGGGUCCACCAAAGAAAUUAUCAGGUAGUGAAAUAUUAGAGCAAGUUAAGGAUCUUGAAGGUAUGAAGUUUGGGAAAACCAGUAAGUUACCAAAGAGAAAUGACAAUUGGAAAAAGCAGAGUAUAUUUUUUAAAUUGCCUUAUUGGAAUAACCUCUUGCUUCGUCAUAAUCUUGAUGUUAUGCAUAUCGAAAAAAAUGUUUGUGAUAAUAUUCUUGGCACUUUACUCGACAUUGAAGGUAAAAGCAAAGACAAUAUUAAAGCUAGACAUGAUUUAAAACAUGUAAAGAUUAUGAAGCAUCUUGCUCCAAAAUUGAUUGACGGAAAAUGGCAUAUGCCACCAGCACCUUAUACAUUAUCCAAGGCUCAAAAAUUAACAGUGUACAAAUUUUUGGAGGAUAUUAAAGUUCCAGAUGGGUAUUCAUCUAACUUUUCUAAGUGCAUCAAUCUUGAGAAGCGUAAAAUAUGGGGACUUAAAACGCAUGAUUGUCAUGUGCUUUUAGAGGAAUUGUUGUCGUUGGCAAUUCGUGGAGUAUCAUCUUCUAAAGUGUACGAGGUGAUUACUAAAUUGAGUGCAUUUUUUAAGAAUUUGUGUUCCAAGACUUUAAAAUUAGAGGACUUGAAUGAUCUUGAGGAUCAUAUUGCAAUCACCUUGUGUGAAAUGGAAAAGAUUUUUCUUCCCUCUUUUUUUGAUGUAAUGGUGCACUUAUGUGUUCACUUAGCUGAGGAAGCUAAGAUAGCAGGGCCAGUUCAUUAUCAAUGGAUGUAUCCUAUUGAAAGGUUAUUUCGAAAAUUCAAAUCAUAUGUUCGCAAUAAAAAUAGACCGGAGGGAUCCAUUGCAGAAGGAUAUAUAAUAGAGGAGUGUAUGUUCUUCUGUUCAAGAUAUUUAAAUGAUAUGGAGACUAAAUAUAACAUGUUAGAGAGGAAUGCAGAAGAAGAAACUGAUGCUUAUAAGGGAUUAUCAAUAUUUGCAUCAUAUGGCGUUCCCUUGGGAAAGGCUAAAUCUAAAUCUCUAACUACCGAAGAGUUGAUACAAGCUCGAGAAUAUGUGCUUAAAAAUUGCGACGAAACUGAGUCAUACUUAAAUGAAUAUGCAGAAGCGGGAUCUGAUAAAAAUUUGGUAGAAUGGUUUCAAGAUCGGGUUACAACAUUGCCAGAAAGUGAGGAUCAAGUUGUCAAAGAUUUAAAAACUUUGGCUUUAGGGUCGUUUAGAGGUGUCCAGUGUUUUGGUGGAUAUUUGGCUAAUGGAUUCAGGUUUCAUACUAAGGACAUUGAAAAGAAGAGAAAAAAUCAGAAUUCUGGUGUUAUGGUUAAAGGAAUUGCAGAGUAAAAAAAUAUUGACUACUUUGGGGUGCUUAAUGACAUAAUUAUGCUACAGUAUUUAGAUGGAAAGCGUGUGAUCUUGUUUCGUUGUGAUUGGUGGGAUGCAUAAGAUUGGUAAAGGGGUUAAGAUUGACAAAAGCGGUGUAGUUAGUGUUAACACUAAAUGUAAGCUAAUUACUGAUGAGCCAUUUAUGCUUAUGUAUCAAGCCCAACAAGUAUUUUUUGUUAGAGACGGAUUUGAUACAAGCUGGUUGGUUGUGAUUAAGACCCAUCCGCGACAUCAAUACAACAUCCCAGAAAAUGAAAAUGUCGAUUUAGAUGAGGAUGCUUUACAACAAAGUGACUCAGGAGCUGUUCCUAAUGUUUUCUUAUCGGCUCAUGACUUAGAGGACACUCCUUAUCAAUUUGAUGACCAAAGAGAUGAUAUUGAUGACAUAAUCAUUGAUGCAACCGAUCAAAAUCAACCCAAAGUUGUCAAUGAUAAUGAAAUCGAAGAUGAUGAAUUUGAUUUUGAUACAGACAAUGACACUGAUGGUGAAGAAGAAUGUGAUAAUGAUGGAGAUGAGGACGAUGAUGAUUAUAUUACAUGAUUUUUGUUUCUUUAAAUUAAUUUUUUAAAUUAAUUUUCUUUCACUAAUGUUAUAGUUUGACAUUUUAAUACAAUUUUUGUUGGAUAUAUUACGCUUUAUCAAUCAUGA